UCCGCGGCUGUCGGGCUCACAAACGGGGCGCCGUGCGGUCAAUGGGAGCAGCGCCCGCAACGCUCCCCCAAAGGCUGAAUUUUUUGCCUCAAAUCUCCGCGUUUUGCUGCGUUUCGCCAUGGCCAUGACCGGCCCGACGCCGUGCUCCUCUAUGAGCAACCACACCAAGGAGCGGGUGACGAUGACGAAGGUGACGCUGGAGAACUUCUACAGCAACCUCAUAGCACAGCACGAAGAGCGAGAGAUGAGACAAAAGAAGCUAGAACAAAUGAUGGAAGAAGAAGGCUUGAAAGAUGAGGAGAAAAGGAUCAGGAGAUCAGCACAUGCACAGAAGGAGACCGAGUUCCUUCGCCUGAAGAGAACAAGGCUCGGCCUGGAGGACUUCGAGUCUUUAAAAGUAAUAGGCAGAGGAGCUUUUGGAGAGGUGCGUCUCGUCCAGAAGAAAGACACGGGCCACGUUUAUGCCAUGAAAAUCCUGCGUAAAGCUGAUAUGCUGGAGAAAGAGCAGGUUGGCCACAUCCGUGCUGAGCGGGACAUCCUUGUGGAAGCAGACAGCCUGUGGGUAGUGAAGAUGUUCUAUAGCUUUCAGGAUAAGCUGAACCUCUACCUUAUCAUGGAGUUCCUGCCUGGAGGUAACUGCACGAAGUCAAAAGGCUGCUUUCCUUCCCUCUGAGGGCUUCUAAUCUCUUUCUAAUUACAAGUAUGAUCAGGGACUGGGGUUUGUAG
Messenger RNA from Meleagris gallopavo (turkey), 726 nucleotides. The record is from RefSeq and is a predicted model, not a curated record. NCBI's taxonomy places the organism in Eukaryota, Metazoa, Chordata, Aves, Galliformes, Phasianidae.